This is a messenger RNA of Aspergillus niger, 504 nucleotides long. RefSeq lists its product as hypothetical. Lineage: Eukaryota; Fungi; Ascomycota; Eurotiomycetes; Eurotiales; Aspergillaceae. The coding region runs from base 1 to 504 and encodes 167 amino acids. The transcript is spliced from 3 exons. The record is from RefSeq and is a predicted model, not a curated record.
AUGGCGAGAAUUUAUUAUUCUUUUCUGUUGCCGAAGGGGUACAUUCAAGUUAUCUCUCAGGCCCAGGGCAAAUUCCUAAUUUCACAGUUGAGUACCCUUCCAGCUAGUGCAAAGAUUCAUAUUCGUUUUGAAGUCUACAAAACCAUAAAGGUCCCCCGAGAACUUUCACUUGUCUGUAUUGAUUCUGGAAAGCACAAUGUGUUCUAUGACUGUGCAACCAACGCCGUUACUAUGGUCGACUUUGAGCUGAUGCAGCCUGUCGAACCAGAACUUCUUCCUUGCUGUAGGGGAAGCGGCAUAUGGAAGGACCCGGAACAUCUUCUGUUAAUGGUUGAUAGUGAUUGGAGUAGCUAUUUCCCGAGACGUAAAUGCCGCGCCUCCGCAAAUGGUUAUUCGUUAUCUUUUCCUGCCUUGCCGCCAGACCCGAGCUAUAGACAAAUGUACAAAAGAACCUGUAUAUGGACUUUGAGAGCAGCUAGAAGGACCGAGAAGAACAUAGAAUAG